This is a messenger RNA of Clunio marinus, 180 nucleotides long. The record is from the annotation of a GenBank genome assembly. Lineage: Eukaryota; Metazoa; Arthropoda; Insecta; Diptera; Chironomidae.
AUGAACAAGAAAGUUAUUCUGUCCCUUUCGGUAGUUCAUGAUAUUUAUGCAGAACCAAAGGAUGAACAUUCCAAUAUACUGAUGUGUAUGUGUAUCUUCCAAGAGUCUGUGAACGGUUAUAAAACUCGAGUAGGAUGUAACAGAAAUUCUAAACUCAAAAAAAGCGUCAAAGAUUCAUAA